AUGGCCAAGAAAUCCUUCCGAGUAGUGGUGUUGCCUGGCGAUGGCAUAGGACCUGAUGUAAUCGCGCAGGCGACCCGGGUGUUAGAAGUGAUAUCUGCAGCCUCGCCCAGCGUGGAGCUCAAAUUGGAGUCGCAUUUAUUCGGUGGAUGUGCGAUUGAUGAGACUGGCCAACCUCUCCCAGAAUCUACACUGAAGGCAUGUAAAGAGGCAGAUGCGAUCCUGAUGGGCUCUGUUGGUGGCCCGAAGUGGGACGUCAACAGCAAAGUCCGCCCGGAGCAGGGUCUGCUCGGUCUCCGGAAAGCCCUCGGCCUCUAUGCUAACAUUCGACCCGCCAACUUCGCCUCGGAGUCUCUCCUCGCGUAUUCUCCCUUGAAGCCUUCAGUCGCCCAGGGUGUCGAUAUCAUCGUUAUCCGCGAGCUUAUUGGUGGUGCAUACUUCGGCGAGCGAAAGGAGCUGGGACCCGACGACGACAACGCGUACGAUACGAUGAUCUACAGUAUUCCUGAGGUUCAGCGCAUCACUCGUGUCGCAGCUCAGAUUGCCCUGUCAACCAACCCCCCGCUGCCAGUCCAUUCAAUCGAUAAGGCCAAUGUUCUUGCAAGCUCGCGUCUGUGGAGAAAGGUUGUCGUCGAGACGUUGCAGUCGGAAUAUCCCCAGUUGCAACUCGAUCAUAUGUUGGUUGACUCUGCAUCCAUGGUCAUGGUUGCAAACCCCAGGAAGCUGAAUGGAGUCGUUGUGACCGAGAAUCUCUUCGGGGACAUUCUUUCCGAUGAGGCUAGCGUCAUUCCCGGUUCUCUCGGCCUGCUCCCCUCUGCAUCGUUGGCCGGUGCACCGUCUGUUGCUGACGCACUGUCGCCCAACUUCCAGCCCACACCAGGUUUGUAUGAGCCCAUCCACGGUUCAGCUCCGGAUAUCGCUGGAAAAGGAAUAGCGAAUCCCAUCGGUACUAUUCUGAGCGCUGCGAUGCUCCUCCGGUACUCGCUUGGGCUUGAUCACUACGCACAGGCGAUCGAGAAUGCGGUCCGCAAAGUGCUUGACGAAAAGAGCAAAGGUGGAUUUGAGCUGAGGACGGCUGAUCUUGGUGGGACCGUCAAGACGACUGAGAUUGGAGACAAGAUCGUCGAGGUGCUCAAGGAGUUGCUGUAG
Fibroporia radiculosa is the source of this 1146-nucleotide messenger RNA. RefSeq lists its product as uncharacterized. Bases 1 to 1146 code for a protein of 381 amino acids. Gene Ontology annotation, biological process: L-leucine biosynthetic process. Gene Ontology annotation, molecular function: magnesium ion binding; 3-isopropylmalate dehydrogenase activity; NAD binding. The transcript is spliced from 5 exons. The record is from RefSeq and is a predicted model, not a curated record. Lineage: Eukaryota; Fungi; Basidiomycota; Agaricomycetes; Polyporales; Fibroporiaceae. Gene Ontology annotation, cellular component: cytosol.